AUGGAAAGGCAGGGAGGAGUACCACAACUCCAGAUACCGGAGAGACCGCAGCAGCCGCAAGAGGAGGCAAACCUAGAUGAGGAAGAAGCAAUCUUCAUCAUCGAGGAAAAGAAGAGACAGGGCCGGCCCAUAACAACAGGGGAAUCCGAAAAGCUGAAAACAAGGAGGGCUCAAGAGGCAAAGGAAAAGGAUCUCCAAAAAGAAAAGGAGAUCCUGGACCCACAAAUCAAACCGGAGCCAAAGAAAUCCUACAAGGCAUUUCUAGACAGCAUUAGGGACAAGGAGGAAAUAUGCAAAGAGGCCUCGAUUGCAGAUCUGGAAGCGAUGAUUUCAGAGAAAUGCGCGGACAUUUACAAGGUCAGUGUGCAAUCGGGAAAUAUGAAGGGAACCUUCACAAAAGCGGCAAAAGAGGCAGCGGCCGAUAUGUGUGCCGCUGCUACAGUGCUCGCUAUGAAGGCGCAGAAUCCACAGGAAACAAACGUGGAAAACCAGAUGGCUGAGAUGAGGCACCAGAUGCGCAUUCUCAGAAUGGAGAACGCAGAGCUCCGUAGGGUGGUAGAGAGGCUUGGGAGACAGAAUAAGAAACAGGAGAAGGAAAAUCCCCCAAAACCGCUUGAGGAAAAAAGAGGUGCCUCUCUCGCCUGGGAAAAAGGGGAAAGGACGGAGAGAUGGGUGAGUGAGAACUCGCCUCUAUCGGGGGAUGGGGGGACCCCGGACAUCGGGACGAUCCGGACGUCUGGGAUCCCACUUCCACCCACAGAUAGGGAGCCCUCGGAAAAUAGGGGAAAGGGAACUCCUGGAGGGACACUUCCACCCAAAGGUGGGGUCCCCCCAGGUGCCCCCAAGGAGGAAUACAUGGAAGUAGAGGAAUGGAGAUCGGACAUCUUCAAAAAGGAAGAGUUUCCUCCCCUGGGAAGAAAAAGGAAAGGAAAUGGACCAAGCCCACUCCCCCAAAAUAGAAGGAAAAUAGUGGACAUAGUGGAGCAAGAAGACAAGGAGGAAAAGGAGGAGAGGUAUAGAAGAGAGGCCCUUGUCGCUAUGAUGGAGGGAGUGUGUGAACGCAUUAUGGACAGAAGGUUAGGUAACCCGAUGCCCAGCUUCGCCCAGAAAAAAGAAGCAGAAAAAAUGAGGAGGAAGGAGCAAGGGAACACAGAGAAAAAAUUGCCUGCCCCACGAAAAGGAAAGAGGGAACCAACAGCGAAGACAAAGAACACCCAAAUAACGACCCUGAUCCCACCGGCAAAACCAGGAAUGCCGAGGAUCAAGGCGAUAGAAAAGGUCUCGCUGAAUGUCCUAAAAUAG
Molecule: messenger RNA, 1302 nt
Organism: Nylanderia fulva
Lineage: Eukaryota; Metazoa; Arthropoda; Insecta; Hymenoptera; Formicidae
Source: RefSeq, a predicted model, not a curated record